CUUCACCCCUCAAAAUCCGACCAUCUGCUAUCGUCAAGUGCAAUUUUUUCGAAAUAACGUUAAACUGCAUUAAAUAUGCCGCCUGGCAAAAACUUCAGACGUAGAAGGAACUCGUCAGAUGUGGAGGAGGAUGAGACGACUAGAGAAGUCAGAUCAAAAGUAGAAGAAGCGAAGGAGCUACAGAGUUUGCGGAAACGACAGACCGGAGUCAGUGUGACCGCCCUGUUGGUUGGGGAGAAACUGCCACCAGAUGCUGAAACUGAUAAUGACCCUUUCAAACUGAAGACCGGAGGAGUUAUAGACUUGAAGAAAGCCAUGGAAAGGAAUAGGGACGUGAUAGAAGAGGAGACGGACCUGAACCUGGGCACUUCCUUUUCUGCUGAAACCAACAGAAGAGAUGAGGAUGCGGACAUGAUGAAAUAUAUUGAGACAGAGCUGAGAAAGAAGAAGGGGGUGGUGGAAGCCGAGGAACAGAAAGUUAAGGUGAAAAAUGCAGAGGACCACCUGUAUGAGCUGCCUGAGAGCAUCCGAGUCAACUCCGCCAAGAAGACAGAGGAGAUGUUGUCCAAUCAGAUGUUGAGUGGGAUCCCUGAAGUCGAUCUCGGCAUCGAUGCAAAGAUAAAGAACAUUAUCCAGACAGAGGACGCAAAGGCCAAGCUUCUGGCGGAACAAAGGAACAAGAAAAAAGACCAAGGCACGUCAUUUGUACCCACCAACAUCGCCGUCAACUACGUCCAACACAACCGCUUCUAUCGUGAGGAUGUGAACGCACCACAGAGGCACCACAGACCCCGAGAAGAGCCCAAAGCAAGGCCGCUGCGUGUGGGAGACACGGAGAAACCGGGUCCAGAGGUUUUGUCACCAGCCAACUUCCGUAAACGUCCAAACAACGAAAAGGCCACAGAUGACUACCAUUACGAGAAGUUCAAGAAGAUGAAUCGCCGAUAUUGAGGAGCUGGAUGUUUUUUUUUUCUUCCCAAGAAUAAUUUACUCAACUUGAGAUGCAUCUUUAUUAAGAUUGAAGCCCCCAGAUGAGCCAUGAAGAUAAUUUGACAAACUGUUUUUUUCAAACCAAACCCAAGUCAGUGUAGUGCUUUGUAAAUAUUGUAAACAACUUCUUGUGGUUAACUGUAAACAGUACAUUUGCUUUGUGAUGUGUCAUGUUUAAGGAGAACUCCACAUAAAGGAAAUCACAUGGCCUAAAUGGCUCAGGAUUGUCUGAUAACCAAGGAAAACUAAGUGUUAAAUUGAGUGGUAUUCCUGCUAUGAAUUGAAAGCAGUUCGCUUCUUAUUCCUUAUAGUUGUAUACUUGUUUGAAGGGCUUUAAAAGAAUAAAAACAUGUAAAACUACAA
Anarrhichthys ocellatus (wolf-eel) is the source of this 1353-nucleotide messenger RNA. It is a transcript of the gene cunh9orf78, whose product is annotated as chromosome unknown C9orf78 homolog. Lineage: Eukaryota; Metazoa; Chordata; Actinopteri; Perciformes; Anarhichadidae. Bases 76 to 951 code for a protein of 291 amino acids. The transcript is spliced from 9 exons. The record is from RefSeq and is a predicted model, not a curated record. Gene Ontology annotation, biological process: mRNA splicing, via spliceosome. Gene Ontology annotation, cellular component: spliceosomal complex.